This is a messenger RNA of Canis lupus familiaris (dog), 1753 nucleotides long. It is a transcript of the gene FSHB, whose product is annotated as follicle stimulating hormone subunit beta. The transcript is spliced from 3 exons. Gene Ontology annotation, biological process: G protein-coupled receptor signaling pathway. Gene Ontology annotation, cellular component: cytoplasm; extracellular region. The record is from RefSeq and is a predicted model, not a curated record. Gene Ontology annotation, molecular function: hormone activity. Lineage: Eukaryota; Metazoa; Chordata; Mammalia; Carnivora; Canidae. Bases 166 to 555 code for a protein of 129 amino acids.
CCCAAACACUGACUCACUUACAGCGGGCGUCAGGCUAACGCUGCUCUAGCUAAUACCCAGCAAGUCCACAAGGUGUUAGUCGCCCGGGAUUUUGUAUAAAAGGUGAGCUGAGACGUGACUCGGUCCACAGCUUUCUCCGGACGCGGCUGCUGACCAAAGCCCGGGAUGAGGUCGGUCCGGUUUUGCUUCCUCCUCUGCUGCUGGAGGGCGGCCUGCGGCGCGGGCUGUGAGCUGACCAACGUCACCAUCGCGGUGGAGAAGGAGGAGUGUCGCUUCUGCAUAAGCGUCAACGCCACCUGGUGUGCCGGCUACUGCUACACGCGGGAUCUCGUGUACAAGGACGCGGCCAGGCCCAGCAUCCAGAAGACAUGCACCUUCAGGGAGCUGGCGUACGAGACGGUGAGAGUGCCCGGCUGCGCCCGCCACGCGGACUCCCUGCACACGUAUCCAGUCGCCACCGAGUGUCACUGCGGCAGGUGUGACAGCGACAGCACCGACUGCACGGUGCGCGGCCUGGGGCCCGGCUACUGCUCCUUCGGAGAGCCGCAGCAGUGAAGAGGCGCGGGCACCCGGCCGCAGCCUUGUCCCCAGGCCUGAGGCGCCGGGGCCCUGCCCUCGGGCUGCACUGUCCCCCGCACCCCCUGGUCCGAGCCGGUCCCCAGACACGGGGCUGCUUGCCCGGCCCCCCCUCUUAGAAGUCCUCCCGGGCCACUGCUCCUUCUUGGAACUGGGGUCCCCAGGCCCGGGGCAGCCAGCGGGUCCCCGUGCAGAAGGCAGCACUCCUCUAGACCCCGCAGGCCUCGAGAGCGGAGCCCCCAGGACUGCAGCCCGGCCCAGCCUGAGACUCGCCCGCCACGGCUUCCUUGACGGGAGCGCCCUCAGGGAGAGGCGGGGGAGAGGCCGGAAGGGACGGGCGAGGCCACCCCGUGCAAGGCGGCAGGUGCAGGAGCGCCACCUCCCCUCCUGUGCACCUGCAGCGUCCGCACGCCUGCCUCUUGCUGGAUUCCCGCCAACCAGGUGGUCACCGAGCUCAGGCUCCCUAAGCUCUCGCCACCCGGCCCUUUAGUUAAGGGCAAAAGCAAGAAAUGUUAACAUGGGCUGAUUUUCCCAGGCCCACAACUAUUUCAUCAUUUACACAAAUUGAACCAACCCUGUCCGACUCCUGAAGACUCUGUUGGGACGUCGGGGAAGAGAACCUUAUCACCCUGCCGCCGGGGCCAGGACCCCCCCCUUCGGGGGGAGGUGGGUUUGAACGUAGAUUUGAAAGCAAUGUUGUCACUUUAGUACAUAUAUUUAUCUUAUCGACAAAUAUAUUUGUGCAAAGAAAUAGCUUCUUUAGAAAGAAUUAGCCAGGAGGGAAAAAAAAAACCCAAAAACCUAAAAUCCUGCGUGUUUGCCCGAGUCCUGCGUAUCAGUCUCUUCUUUGGUCUAUCCGUGUCCUCCCAAAUCUGUUUCUUUUAAAAGGGUGAAUAUUAAAAGUAUUUCAUGAUUUCUUUUCGAGGUGUUACCUCUCUUAGGUAUGUGCUUGUUUCACACUUACGUUGUUUAAUUUAUUUAAACCUUAUUUUUUAAAUAAAGAUGCUAGCCACAGAGUCACACAUCUAGAGUUUUUCCAUGCGUAAGCAAAUGACUAAAAUAUCAGUCAUGUUUAUAAUAUUAGUAGAAAUCAUGUUAAACAAUAACGCCCAGCUCUUCUAGAAUAUUUACUUGUCCUCACCUUUGGAAAUAUUAAAAUUAAUUCAUUGCAUUUCUA